Messenger RNA from Pygocentrus nattereri (red-bellied piranha), 1807 nucleotides. RefSeq names its product ATPase H+ transporting V1 subunit D (gene atp6v1d). Gene Ontology annotation, molecular function: proton-transporting ATPase activity, rotational mechanism. Gene Ontology annotation, cellular component: proton-transporting V-type ATPase complex. The transcript has 9 exons. The record is from RefSeq and is a predicted model, not a curated record. NCBI's taxonomy places the organism in Eukaryota, Metazoa, Chordata, Actinopteri, Characiformes, Serrasalmidae. Bases 182 to 928 code for a protein of 248 amino acids.
UGAGCUGUAACGUGAUUUUCACUAUGAGGGUCAGAAAACAGUAAAACCGGCCGCAGCGUUUCUGCAGUAAAAUCUACAUAACAGCAAAACACAAGCGACAGUUCGAGCCUAGAAACUCGCUUCAUAGAUCUACGUGUACUUUCGAGCAGCGCUGCUUCGAGGUUGAUUUAAACAGGACACGAUGUCGGGCAAAGAUCGGAUCGACAUUUUCCCGUCGAGGAUGGCGCAGACCAUUAUGAAGGCUCGUCUGAAAGGAGCCCAGACUGGACGUAAUCUGCUGAAGAAGAAAGCUGACGCCCUUUCCAUGCGCUUCCGGCAGAUUCUUAGGAAAAUUAUCGAGACCAAGACACUGAUGGGAGAAGUCAUGAGGGAAGCCGCCUUUUCUUUAGCUGAAGCCAAGUUUGCUGCUGGUGACUUUAGCACUACUGUUAUCCAGAACGUGAACAAGGCCCAGGUGAAGGUCAGAGCAAAGAAGGACAACGUAGCAGGUGUGACUCUGCCUGUGUUUGAGCACUACCAGGAAGGAGGAGACAGUUAUGAACUGACUGGUCUGGCCAGAGGUGGAGAGCAGCUGUCCAGACUGAAGAGGAACUAUGCCAAAGCUGUGGAGCUGCUGGUGGAGUUGGCCUCCCUGCAGACAUCCUUCGUCACUUUGGACGAGGCCAUCAAGAUCACUAAUCGCCGUGUGAAUGCCAUCGAGCAUGUGAUCAUCCCAAGGAUCGAGCGCACCCUCACUUACAUUAUCACUGAGCUGGACGAGAGAGAAAGAGAAGAGUUUUACAGGCUGAAGAAAAUCCAGGAGAAGAAGAAGCAGCUUCGGGAGAGGACGGAGAAGGAGAUUGCCCAGCGUCUGGCCAAGCUCGGACCCAUGGCUGAGCCGGCCAACAUGCUAAACGAGGAGGCCGAUGAAGACCUGCUGUUUGAGUAAAGCUCCGCCCCGCAGCUUCCAACCCAAAACCCUAUUUAUUCUGUGCCUCUGAGGCCAUAUUCACCACGGUUUUGUGAAAUUGAAAAAGAUUUGUCAUUGUUUUGUGUACAUGUUGGUGCUUAUGUUUUGCUUUGGGGAGAAGAGGAAUGUUCACGUUACGACAAAAGCAUGUUCACCAGACCUCUGUUAAAAAAAAAAACCCCAAAAAACAAAAAAAACACAAAAAGGAAAGAAAGCAAGUCAUUGGUUUCUGCUGCCGAUGAUUUUUUUCCUGUAUAGUAAGUAAAGUAUGCUGUGUCUGGUCUUGUCUGUGUGAGUGGCUUAUUUUUGAUGACUGAAAAUCACACCUGUAGAAUAGUAAAUGGAUUUAUUCAGAAACGUCCUGAAAAUAUCAUUCCAAGUGACGGUACUUGCUCACAUUCUACUCUGAUACUCGUCUGAGUGUUGAAAGAAAGCCAGCGUAGCCACAUGUGCGGUUUAUUAUGACUGAAAAACUCCAGAUCCUUAUUUACUGUGAGCGUGGACGGAGGCUGUGGCUGAUUACUGAAUUACACGAUCAAAAAAAAAGAUGGUUCUUUAAGGGUUCUUUAGUAAAUAAAUUCUAUGUAGAACCAUAAACUCUUAAAGGGUUCUUUGCAUGGUGAAAGGAUUCUUCAGACUGAUGGAGAAUGUGCUGUAGAUGGUUCUAGAUCGCACCAAAAGGAUUCUUGUUACAAUUGCGAAUCACAAUGCAAAGAAUCCUUUAAUAUGCAGAGUUCUAGAACCAUCAUCUUCACUAAAGAACCCUUGAAGAUGAUCUUUUUGACGUGUGUCCUGAAACUUCUGCAUUCUAACUCUUCUUGUCUGUUGAAUUAAUUGCAAUAAAGUGUAUAGAUGGUA